This is a messenger RNA of Pectinophora gossypiella (pink bollworm), 4431 nucleotides long. RefSeq names its product voltage-gated potassium channel subunit beta-2 (gene Hk). Lineage: Eukaryota; Metazoa; Arthropoda; Insecta; Lepidoptera; Gelechiidae. The record is from RefSeq and is a predicted model, not a curated record. Gene Ontology annotation, cellular component: cytoplasm; voltage-gated potassium channel complex. Gene Ontology annotation, biological process: potassium ion transport; regulation of potassium ion transmembrane transport. The transcript has 20 exons. Gene Ontology annotation, molecular function: potassium channel regulator activity; transmembrane transporter binding; voltage-gated potassium channel activity. The coding region runs from base 234 to 2180 and encodes 648 amino acids.
UCCAGUGUACGGAUCCUCGUAUCUAUCGCACAUCGCAUUAAACCUCAAAUUUGAAUUACCUAUCUAUAUUAUCAUACUUAAAACGUUUUUAGAAUUGUGUAAAACUGGCUCACCAAUUUUGGAUACCAGCCGGAUAUCAUCCGCCAACUGGGGCGAAGCACUCCACGGGAGAUGAAACCCCACCAAUACCAGAGGAAGAACUUGAACAGCAGAAAAUCGAAUAUGAGCGUCAGAUGCAACAGGAAAAGGAAGCCGAGGCGAGAGAAGCAGAGGAGGUCCGACAGCUGGAUAUUGAUCUGCUACACCAACGGGCCAUCGAGGCUGAAGAGGAACAAAAACGAGAGGUCGCUGAAGCCGUGGAGGAGCUGCGGGGCAUGAAUACGUCAUGGUCGCACCACAGGCUGUGCGACCUGCAACGACAAGCGGCAAGAUGGCGCUACAGUCGUCCUUCCAUCCCUGACACCACCAAACAUUACAGGAGCGUGUUGAAGAAGGCUUGCAGCGCUCAGUUGAGCAAACCUCACUCAAGUCAGAGCAUCAGCGAAGGCGAUGGCAUAUUUAUCAACCUCUCUCGCCUUGGAUCCUGUCAAGGAGAAUCCCUGGAGAGCGAGGUGUGCUGCGAGGAAGUGUGCGGCGAGGAGCCGGGUCGCGCCUGGCGCGCCUCAGCCAGCGACGUUAGCCCCCGCAGCCGCCUCGACCUCUUCCGAGCCCCCUCUUGCCCUGGUUUACGCUCCGCAACCGCAGCGCGCCGCACCAAAUGUUCAGUACGUAGAACCUCUCCAUUUACCCGAUGUCGUGCCCCAAUCGCGUCUCUCGAUUGUAUGGACGAUUUUAGUGCGAAUUCGCAGCAGAUGUUAGAUCAAGCCGGAGAAGUAACCAUAUCAAGACACAUGUCGACUUAUAUGGGAAAUCAUACAACUAUGCCUUCCGUGGUGACUCCUGGACUACGUUACAAGAACCUUGGCAAGUCCGGUCUGAGGGUGCCUAACAUUGGGCUCGGCAUUUGGACCAUGCUCAACGAGGACAACGCUGAGGACAUCAUCAUGACUGCCCUUGAAAACGGAAUUAAUCUCUUUGAUCUCUCUGAGGCUCAUUGCGGAGUUAAACCAAAAACUAUGUUAUUGGAAACAGCCAAAGGUGAAGCGGAACUCGGGAGGAUUUUAAAGAAAAGGAACGUCAGAAGAACAAGUAUCAUAAUCACAACUAAAAUAUACUGGAGCACCAAGUUUGCUAAUGCUAAUAACAGGUCAGAUGAGAGAGGACUCUCUCGUAAGCACAUUGUGGAGAGUGUGAAAGCAUCCCUGGCGCGGCUGCAAGUGGAGUACAUUGACGUAGUGCUUUUGCACAAGGUUGACCCUGUAUGUCCUAUGGAAGAAUUAGUACGUGCUAUGAACUUUGUCAUAAAUCAAGGAUGGGUUAUGUAUUGGGGUACAGCUCGCUGGUCACCUACAGAAAUAAUGGAUGCGUACACAAACUGCAGACAGUUCAACUGCAUCACCCCCAUAGUGGAACAGACAGAGUACCACAUGUUCUGCAGGGAGAAGGCAGAGCUUUACAUGCCUGAGCUGUACCAUAAGAUUGGUGUUGGUAUGAUGGUGUGGUCAGCAAUCACCACAGGCAAAGGACUAGGCCGUGAGGAGAUCACCGGGCUGUUCGCCAAGUCCCGAUUCAACAGGAAAUAUAGCACGUUUAGCUGGUGCGAGGAAGACCUGGCAGUGCCUGAGAUGAGGAGCUCGGGCAGCAAAGACCAAGUGACGGGAGAAGAGCCACGCACCUACGGCGACAAGUUGCGCGACCUCUCCAACCUAGCAAAUUCACUGAAUUGUUCCAUGAGUCAACUAGCUGUUGCAUGGUGCCUCAAAAACGAGUCAGUUAAUUGUCUCCUCCUCGGUGCUACUAGCGUGGAACAGUUCAAGGAAAAUAUUCAUGCUUUGCAGAUCGUGCCUCAGCUGACGCCAUCGGUAAUGGGCGAAAUAGAGCGACUGCUGGCCAACAAGCCGCAGCGGCCGCCCAUGGUCUCCACGCUCGCUAUGCGCAACCAGCAGAACAACACAGUUCGCAUCGAUAUGCCAGGCGGCACAUCGGGCGCGGGAUCACCGAAGCCCGAGGGCGAAGGCGCCGAAGGCGAGGCUUCCACCCCCGGUAAGGAGUCCGGGCGGGCCUUUUGUGAGAUUCAGUGACCGUGGUGGCGCGGAAGCACUGACUCUGCUUCCAAAUCUAGUAAAUCAAAGGAAUCACUUAAGGAGAACAAGCCUAAAUUCUUUUUGAAUAACGCCGGAGAAGUAAUUAAACGUACAGAGCAAGACGGAGUAUCCACAGACGUGGUGGUAUCAGUGUCCUCGCUGAAGGGUAAGCAGCCGGCGAGCGGCGGCAGCAAGGUUAAAAAGUCCAAGUCAGACACAGCACGACCGCGCUCCGCCUCGCUGCAGCGCUCCUCCUCCGGGCAGCUGUCCAUCGGCCGGGACCGCCGCCGCUCCAGGCUCGAUCUCGCUUCACCCGCCGACAUAUAAACCCAGGGUCCAGCAACCCUCCCCACCAAAAACUCACUAAGAGUACGAUUAAAGAGAGCUGUGAUGCUAAACGUUCUUACACGUUUAACUUAUAAUGGAUGUUACGAAAACAUAGAUGUUACAAUAGGCAGUGCAUAGCGUAAGGAAAUAACGGCAUCUUCAAACGAAGAUUUGCGUAACAUUCGUGAUCGAAAUACCGCCCAACUCACAAGUCACGCGAGGGAUGCAUCAUCUCCUUUUCGUAGAAAGCUAAAACUCAGUUAUACAAUUUCUCAUUGUCUUGAAGUAGGUAGAUAGAAGUGAGUACUCUUAAAAGCGCUGAGCAAACCUAUUAGGAGAGUAUUUGGUAAUUUCAUGUAGAAAAUUAUAUUACUGUAGAGGUCGAUUUUAGACCCGACAACUGUCCGAUAAAUUAUUUUUAAAUGAUUCCUUUAGAAGUACUAACUGUGAAGCGGUUUUUUAUAGGUAUAAAACUGUUUUGCUUGUGUGAACAUUGCUUCCUCAGAAUCGCAUCAUUCUUAUGCAUCUUCUGGCUUAAAACUCAUGUCUGAAUCAAAAUUCCAACUUGUACGCAUUUAAACGGGCUCAAAUCUACUUAUUUGUAAUGAAGUUUUAUAAAGUUAUUGUUGCAUAGUUGCAUUUUAAAGGUUUUUGGAUGCAACUUUUCAUGAAAGCGUAGCAGAUUAGUGCCGCUUAGUUAAAGGCAAAUAAUGUAUAUUUUUAUAAGAGUCAUACAUUUCAUUAUAUUGUAAUGGUUCGGGAUGUAGGGUCGGAGCACAAUGGGCUGAUUUCGACACGGCAAUCGUAUCAUUGUCAUCUUUUGUCGCAAGUACCACACGUGAAUGAUCAACUAGUUAGUACAUCUCGUACCUAUAGCAGUUAGAAAUAUCGAUGGUGUGAAAUGAAAUAAUAAUAUAUUUUCUUACAGCUUUUGAUCGUACAAUUUGCAAUUGAGAAGCAAUAUAUAUAUAAAAUAAAUCAAACUAAAUGAAACUAAUCAAAAUUAUAUACAUAUAACACCAAGCAGUUACUUAAUAGCUUAAGGUAAAUUACGACACCAAGUUUCUCAGGAAUUACAAAUUACAGUAUUUGUCAUUGUAUUAAUAGUAGACGGUUUAAUGUUGUACAGAAGUGUUAAUAUUUACCAUUAUUUAAAUUUGAAAAAUAUAUAUAUUCGUUAUUUAUUAUUGUUAAGUAUUAAAAAAAUUAAAAAGUGUAUGAAUUCAUUGUAAUCAGAGUCGAGUACCUGUUACGGCAUAGAGUAGCAGUUGGUGAUAAGUGAACUGUUGGCUAUACUAGUACCUGAAUGACAUUAUAAAGAUGUCGGUGUCGGGCGCAUGCCUUGAAGCUCGCACCUACGGGUGACUUGGUAGUUCUACUAACUGAGCCAGUCAGUCGACGAUGUAACUAGCAAGUAAUUCAGUGAGUGCUGUGACAUCCAUUCUUUAACUAGAGUUAAUCAUGUUUACAUUGCAUAAGGAAGUACCUAUAUUACCACUAUGUACAGUAAAUUUUCAUUUCGGACAUUUAUAGCUAAGUAUCUUAAAAAUUAUAUAAAUACAAUGUAUUCUUUAUUUCUACGAUCACAAAGAUUUUAAUAAAAAAAUGUUAUACGUAGGUACUUACAAAAUAUAUAUAAUGUUUUUAAAGGUGUUCAACGUGUAAUAUAAAUAGUUUGUGUUAUUUAAUAGAAUGUACCUGGAUUUAGUGCUGGAAAAUUACCUAUUUGGCAAAAUUAUAAUAUUUAUGUACAUAAAUAAAUAGUUGUUAAAUUUUCACGUCAUAUCAUUAGCGUACAUUUACCACACGCAUAAAUACAUCCUUGCUAAGCGAUCAUAGCUAAGAUUUAUUGUUUGUAACGUUUAAGCCAGAAAUAUGUAUUAAAUAUAAAUAAAAUAACCAUUAAAAUCAUUACUUAUGA